GAGGGCCCAAGGUCUGACUGUCAGGGGUGCAGGGACUUAUGAGUCGCUGGAGCGAGUCGGGUCUCCCAAGGGCUGGGGCUGCGAUGGUCUCUGUAGUCUCCGACCCUGAAAGCAGCCCCACGUGAAGGUCUCCGGCCCUGUGUCUUCCCCGAUGCGAGUAGCCAGGCUGUGUGAUCAGAGCCACAGAAUGUCAGUAGUUCGUUCAUCUGUGCAUGCCAAAUGGGUCGUGGGGAAGGUAAUUGGUACAGCAAUGCAAAAAACUGCUAAAGUGAGAGUGACCAGACUUGUUCUGGAUCCCUACUUACUAAAGUAUUUUAAUAAGCGAAAAACCUACUUUGCUCAUGAUGCCCUUCAGCAGUGCACUGUUGGGGAUAUUGUACUUCUCAAAGCUUUACCAGUUCCACGAACAAAGCAUGUGAAACAUGAGCUGGCCGAGAUCAUCUUCAAGGUGGGCAGAGUCAUAGAUCCAGUAACAGGAAAGCUCUGUGCAGGAACCACCUACCUGGAGAGUCCGCUCAGUUCGGAAACCACUGAGCUCAGCAAAACUCUGGAAGAACUCAACAUUGUUUCCACACAGUGAAGCCUGGAAGAAGGAGACAAGGGAAAGAUUUCUAGUUUUGUUACAAACUGUCAAAUUCUCUCAUAGCAUUUAUGAAACAGUAAAGGACUUGUUACAAUUUUUCAUAAA
Molecule: messenger RNA, 688 nt
Organism: Cavia porcellus (domestic guinea pig)
Lineage: Eukaryota; Metazoa; Chordata; Mammalia; Rodentia; Caviidae
Gene: Mrps17
Product: mitochondrial ribosomal protein S17
Exons: 3
Coding region: 152-580 (142 amino acids)
Biological process (GO): mitochondrial translation
Cellular component (GO): mitochondrial small ribosomal subunit; ribosome
Molecular function (GO): structural constituent of ribosome
Source: RefSeq, a predicted model, not a curated record